GAGUUCUUCAAGAAGCCCAAGAGAACCGUUAUUGGGAGGGAUUGGAAGACGCCGUAUCUGCAGAACUUGGGGACACAUCAGCCCAACGGUCCCAGACGAUAACAUGGGGUUACCGUUCUCUAUUCUGGUUGGUUGUUGUGAUGCAGUCCCUACCAUCUUCAACCGUCUUAGUAGGAUCUCGACCGAGACCCAGCAUAGAAGUCUGACCUCCAACAUGUGGAAGAAGAGAUCGCUUAGUUCCUUGUUGAUCGCAACAGGGAAGCUAGCUCUCGUUACUAUAAAUACCAUUCCAUACCACAACUUAUAUAAUAAGACUUUUCCUGUUCACUGACCAGGCAGAUCUGGGCCGAGAAGGUUGCCUUAUAUCUAAGUAG
Molecule: messenger RNA, 374 nt
Organism: Annulohypoxylon truncatum
Lineage: Eukaryota; Fungi; Ascomycota; Sordariomycetes; Xylariales; Hypoxylaceae
Exons: 3
Coding region: 104-331 (75 amino acids)
Source: RefSeq, a predicted model, not a curated record